AUGACGUCCAACAGUGCAGAGUGUUUCAAUUCGUUAACUAAAGAGUAUCGACUAUUGUGCAUGCUUGAACAUGUUAGAGGAAUGCUCCAAUCAUGGUUCUACGAACGGAGGAAUUACUGGGAAUCUCAAACGACAUUGCACUCUGACUACUGUGAAACCCGAUUGGCAAGCGAGGCCGAUAAGGACAGACGAUAUCGGGUUGAGUCUAUUGAUUGUUAUUGGGGCCACGUGCGAGAUAAUAGAUUGUACGGUAUUGUGAAUCUUCACACAAAGGAAUGCACGUGUAAGGAAUUUGAUUCACUUGGUAUCUCGUGUUCACAUGCAAUUGUUGCUGCCAAGGAACGAAAUAUACCCAUUCAGAGUCUUUGCAGUCGAUUUUAUAAAGUGAACUCUCUAAUGACAGCAUAUGCAGAGCCUAUAAAUCCACUUGGGCACAUAUCUGAAUGGAAGAAACCUCCUGGAUAUGUAGAAAAAACUAUCCUUCCUCCAAAAUUUGUGGCACAAGCCGGGCGAUAG
Benincasa hispida (wax gourd) is the source of this 516-nucleotide messenger RNA. Lineage: Eukaryota; Viridiplantae; Streptophyta; Magnoliopsida; Cucurbitales; Cucurbitaceae. The record is from RefSeq and is a predicted model, not a curated record.